Messenger RNA from Trematomus bernacchii (emerald rockcod), 3507 nucleotides. RefSeq names its product solute carrier family 2 member 8 (gene slc2a8). Gene Ontology annotation, biological process: transmembrane transport. Gene Ontology annotation, molecular function: transmembrane transporter activity. The transcript has 10 exons. The record is from RefSeq and is a predicted model, not a curated record. NCBI's taxonomy places the organism in Eukaryota, Metazoa, Chordata, Actinopteri, Perciformes, Nototheniidae. The coding region runs from base 265 to 1767 and encodes 500 amino acids. Gene Ontology annotation, cellular component: membrane.
GAAAUGUUGACAAAGCAAGUUGGCUACCACCGGUGGAGGAAGCAAAAACCAUUGCUGAUCAUUUUGUAGAUUAACUUUACUGAAAUAUCCGAUGCAUACUUCACGAUGACCUGAGAUAUUGUAUUAGGUGUCUGUUCGCUUGUGUGGCUGCACAACAAUUUGUACACACAAGUAGACGAUACUCUGGAAAUAGUUUUCGCCUAACCUGUGAUCCAUGAAAAACGUGAACAAGAAGACCCCAAUAGUAACAUUACUGUCGUCAGUAUGGACAUCCAAAACGAGAGUAGAAGGCUGCUGGAUGCGGAGGAUGGAGAUGAGGACCUUACUGGACUCAUGUCUGAGCAAGAUGCUUAUCUGAGUAAAGUGAAAAACAGGAAUCUGUACUUGGCAACGUUUGUGUCUGUUCUUGGUCCCAUGAGCUUCGGGUUCGUGUUGGGGUACAGCUCCCCUGCCAUCCCAGAACUUACCAGUAUCAGUGACCCUCGGCUGCGGCUGGACGCUAACCAGGCCUCCUGGUUUGGGUCCAUAGUGACGGUGGGGGCGGCGGCCGGCGGCCUGCUGGGCGGAUGGAUGGUGGAGAGGUUCGGCCGGAAGCUCAGUCUGAUGUUCUGCUCGCUGCCGUUCGUCUUCGGGUUCACCAUGAUCAUCGCAGCUCAGAACGUGUGGAUGCUGUACGUCGGAAGAGUGCUCACCGGCCUCGCCAGCGGGGUCACCUCACUGGUGGUCCCGCUGUAUAUCUCUGAGAUGGCCCAUGAGCGGGUACGCGGGACCUUAGGCUCCUGUGUGCAGCUCAUGGUGGUGAUAGGGAUCAUGGGAGUGUAUCUCGCAGGGCUCUACCUAGACUGGCGCUGGCUGGCAAUCUGCUGCUCCAUCCCGCCUACGCUGCUGAUGGUCUGCAUGUGCUUCAUGCCAGAGACGCCGCACUUCCUUCUGUCACAGGGCAAGAGGCGGGAGGCCGAGGAGGCGCUGCGUUUCCUGCGAGGUCCGGACGCCCCCAUCGAAUGGGAGUGCGCCCGCAUCGAGGACGCCUGUAAUGAGGAGGGCUCUAGAUUCCAAAUGUCCGACCUGAAAGACCCUGGAGUCUACAAGCCUGUGAUGAUCGGGGUCAUGUUGAUGAUAUUUCAGCAGAUGACGGGAAUCAACGCCAUCAUGUUCUACGCAGAGAACAUAUUUGAACAGGCACAUUUUAAGGAGAGUGACCUGGCCUCGGUGAUCGUGGGUCUGAUUCAGGUCGUCUUUACGGGAGUGGCCGCGCUGAUCAUGGACAGAGCUGGAAGAAAAAUCCUUCUCAUCAUCUCAGGUGUUGCCAUGGCGAUCAGCACCACAGCUUUCGGGGUUUACUUCUACCUGGUGUCUAAAAAUCACCCCCCCACACUGGGACACUUGGUGCUGGACAUCCAGAGCACAGCGGGCGAGGAACCCCAUGCUGACCUGGCCUGGCUGGCCCUGGCCAGCAUGGCUGUCUUCAUCACAGGUUUCGCUCUCGGUUGGGGUCCCAUCCCGUGGCUGAUUAUGUCGGAGAUCUUCCCGUACAAAAUUAGGGGGGUGGCCAGCGCAGUGUGCGUCCUCACCAACUGGAGCAUGGCUUUCUUCAUCACCAAAACCUUCCAAGACAUGAUGAGUCUUCUGAGCAGCGCAGGAACCUUCUGGCUCUUCGCCUCCAUGUGCACUGCCAACGUUAUCUUCACCAUCGCCUUCGUCCCAGAGACAAAGGGCAAGACACUGGAGCAGAUCGAAGCCAUCUUCAGAGGGACGUCAGGUCCAUGAAGGCCCUCCUGCAGAAACACACAUGACAUAAACUGAAAAGUCCCAGACCUUAUAUAUCUGGGCGGACUAAUCCUCAGGACUCUGCGCGGGCAUUUAAACUUUUUUUUUCAGUCAGUAUGAUUUAAAGUCAAAUUUAUAAAAUAAUUUUGUUCAAGGAUUUAUUGGAAAGUUGUUAUAACAACUGUAAUAUGUAAUGAAUGUCACAAUGUGGGCGAACGCGUUACAACGGCCCAAAACACUUCCAUUAGGAGUAACGUGUUGCAGUUUUAAAAAAUAAUGCAAAAAAAACCCACAAAUGUGACAAAACACAUGCAAAUUAAGAACCAUCUUCAACUUGACAGCACAUGCCCAGCAUUUCGAAAACCUUCACCAACUUGAGGAAACAUGCAAAGCGUUUACUAAAAGCAGAUUCAAAACACUGCAAAUAAAAAAAAGCUGUUUCCAUUUUGUUUUGAGCUUCUUGCAGUGAUUCGUUUGUGCAGCGAUUGUAAGAAACUCUGCGUAUGUUACGUCAAGUUGGUGAAGAUGUUUCUUCCUUUGGAUGUGUUUUGGCACUUUAGAAUGUUUAUAUUUACAUCGAUUUUCAGUGCAGCGCUUUUCUCCUUCCUGUGAUUUGGGCCGCUGUCGCGUGUUUGCGUGGAUCGGCCACUGUAGAAUGCUUUACAUAUUGCUUUCUAAAGGUGUUUUUUUACUAAAUUCAACAGAUGCAGUGUCUUAAUGUAUUACAUUGUGUCCAUUUUUUUACAUAAUUUGGUGUUAUUAGAUAAUGUGUUGGUUUUAUUGAAAUAAUUCAGCUGCCUGAGAUCAUUUUUGCAGGGUGUGGUUUAUGAAUGAACUGUAUUGAUUUUUAAUGAAGUCUGUUAAUAAUAUUUUGUACAUAAUGAGUGAGGUGAGAUUACACUAAACUCAUCUCUAAGCGUUGACCAAUCACAACAGAGCCGGUCAGCUAACCAAUCAGAGCAGACUGGGCUCUGGUUUCAGACAGAGGGUGAAAAGAGGUGCUGCAGCACAGGCAGUAUGAGAAAAAUAAAGAGCUUUUUGAACAUUAAAGCAUGUGAACAUGUCGCAGCACAAAAUACAAAUAUGGACCUGACAGUUAGCAAGGUCCCUUGAAACAAAGAAUUUUGCAGAAUCUUUAUCGUACUGAUGUUUUGGGAGGCGAAUUAUUUAUGUGACUGGAGUCUGACUAAUUGUUAAUCUAACCGUAGUUUACAUCAUCAGAGAAAUGAAGUGAAACUUGAACAGAUUCUCUAAUGCAAAGCUUUUCGAAGCAUCUAUCAACAACACUGCAAACUCUGUUUUUUUGGUAACUUAUGUAAUAUUCGGCUCUUAUUUUGUUUAAAUUAAAUGUUUUACAAUUGUACUUUCUGUUUACAAAUGUACUCUGAGUUCAGUCUGAACGGGAGCAAAUGAAGCUCUUUGUUGUUGGUGUUUCUUAUACCAUUGCUAUUAAAGAAUUUCAACUUUAUUAUUAUUAUUAUUAAAGGACAGCCUGGGAUGCAGAAGGCAGAAAGAAUACCCUUUUAAAAAUGAUGGCAGGAUGAUCUAUCCGUACGAAAUACGUGAAAUUACAAUUCAUUUAUAACCGAAUAUUCAACAUUAAUUUCAGGUGUUGUGUUGAAGGGGCUGAAACAGUUUUGAACCUCUGAUUUUCGCUUUUUUUUUACUUUUACAUUCUUGUCAGGUAUUGUUUUGGAUUUCUGAUGAUUUCUGAUUAAAUGAGCCACAGUUGGACAAAGA